CCUACUUAUCGAGAACAGGUGAAAAUAAACACGAGUAUGUUUUCAGCGUAUCAGGCAUGAAGGUGCAUUUUUGUGAAGAAAAUUAUUUUCAUUGAUAAAAAUCAACGAUUCUGUUUACUGAGAUAGAAACAAAAAUGAGCUUUGCCAAUCCUCCAGCAAAUCCGGUUUCUACAACACGUGUCAUUCUAGAGUACGUUUUCACAAAUCAAACCAAUUUCCAGUUUUUGUCCAAAUUCAAAGUCGUAAAUUUUGAGCCAAAGAGUGCAGAAGAUUGCCCAUUAAAUGACACAUACAGCUGGAAUGAUGCAUAUAGAAAAGAACUUACUCUAAUGAUCAUGAAACCGGUAGCCAUGUUUGAAAAUCCCUUUCUUAGUAGUCCCCAUAAGUUAGUUCUGUGUGACUUGUGGCUGACAAUGGACAAACAAGCUGAUAUUAACACAAGGGUCAUAUUAAAUGAAACAUUAAACAGACUACAAUAUGAUCCGACAACUGGACAUGGUCCAAACAAGCCUCACGAGCCGUGGUUUGGAUUCGAACAAGAGUACUACGUGGUGAAUGAUGAGGGCAUUCCUGUCAGCUACGACCCGAUAAAAUUUGACUAUUCUACACUAUUUCCGUUUUACACCGUCGGACAUGAACACGAUAAGAACACGGGGGUGGAGAGAGAUUUGUCCGUGAAACACCUACAAGCCUGUAUCUACGCAGGAGUUACCGUUCAUGGUUCUGUACGAGAGAAUGGUCCAUCCCAGUGGGAAUACCAAGUAGGACCGUGUGAAGGCAUAACGGCAGGAGACCACCUGCAGAUGUCACGUUACAUAUUAUUAAGACUUGCAGAACAAUGUGGACUGAGGGUCACACUAAAUGCAGUCCCUGUAAAAAGGGGGAUCGACUACUCCUCAGGGCAUUUGAAUUUCAGUGUCAUGAAAAUGAGGGAAAAAGAAGGAAUAAGAUUUAUCCAUCAUGCAAUCGAUGUACUGUCCAAAUCUGACCAAAAGCCUCUAUUAAAAAUCUACGACCAAACUAUUGAUGAAGCUAACACAGUCAGACUGUCAAACAACAAGAUAGAAGGACACCCCAUCAUUGACGACUUUGUAUUUGACGGGGCACAUAAAAGGGUUUCAACAGUCAGGAUCCCCCCUCUUGUGGCCUGGGAGCGGCGGGGGUACAUGGAGGACCGCAGACCCCCCUCCUCUGUGGACCCCUAUGCCGCGGCAGCUGGUUUGAUCCGCGCCUGUAUAUUUGGGGAUUUCUUAAAGCCUGGGAACGAGUCAUUGAAAGAUUUGUCUAUCUGGGAUAAGGAGGCACAUGAGUUAAAGGAAUUUCCUGACCCCUCAUGAACAAUGCUGCUUGUUUUACAUAUACCUAAAACAUAUCAUAAAUAUAUGCAGAAUAAUAUUACACUUCUGGAACUUUACUUUUUUUAGUUAAUCGGAUAGAUUCAAAAUCACAUCAUUUUGUAUUUAAUGACACCCAGUAAAUUUAAAAUUUUUGCAUGAUGCUUUAAAUAAAACUUGUCUUGUUUUCUU
Saccostrea cuccullata (small rock oyster) is the source of this 1526-nucleotide messenger RNA. Its product is annotated as glutamine synthetase-like. The record is from RefSeq and is a predicted model, not a curated record. NCBI's taxonomy places the organism in Eukaryota, Metazoa, Mollusca, Bivalvia, Ostreida, Ostreidae. Gene Ontology annotation, molecular function: glutamine synthetase activity. Gene Ontology annotation, cellular component: cytoplasm. The transcript is spliced from 7 exons. The coding region runs from base 135 to 1337 and encodes 400 amino acids.